AUGAACCAAUUCAUACAAGAUUUGGCGUCAAACAAUGUCAGCUUACUUAAUGUGAAUUUAGAAGUAAAUGGAACACUAGUUGCUACAUUACAGAAAGAGCUGCAAUCAGAUUAUUUAGAUGAUAAUGAGAUUGAGAGGUUUGUUGAGGAAUCGAAAUUGUACGAAGGGAAGUGGACAAGGUUUAAUAUUCUCCUGCAGAGCUUCUUAAAAUAUUGCCGAGAUGUCAAUCCUUGGUCUUUAUGGGAAUCAUCAGAUUUGAUUUUCACCUACUACCAGGAUUUGAGUACCUGCUUAUUGAACGAUUCAUAUGCAAUGGGUAACUUGGUCUGGUUAUUUAGAGAUGUUACAGGAUGGAUUAUUCCAUUGGCAACGAAAUUGGAUGCAAACUACGAGGUAAUUGGUACAAGAGAAAACCAAUUCUUGCAAUAUGUUGCCUCGGUGAUUUCUAAAGUGUUCAAUAGCAUAAAGGCUAGAUUUGAGGAGGUGCCAACAAGAUAUGAUCAACUUCCUGAGAAACAACAGAUUUUGCUGUUUGUUGCAAACAAAUUGAAUAAUAUUUAUUUCCAAAUUGAUUCCCCCUCGUCGUGUUCUAACAUCUUUAGGAAUAUGAAACCAAAGUCUAUGAUUGAACAUUUCUAUCAAUACCCAAUCAAGGAGCAAAUUGAAUAUAAAUAUUUGUUAGGGAGAUACUAUCUAUUGAAUCAUAGGGUGAGCGAUUCAUUUCGACAAUUAAAUAAUUCCUUCAGCAUGCUUAUAUUUUGUUCAAAACACACUAGCAACCCGUCCCCAGAGUUGAAAAGAAAUAUGAUCCGUGUCUUGAGCUAUUUACUUCCUGCGGGGAUCAUAUUGGGUAAGUUGCCGUCUCUGAGACUUGUUGAACAGCUAUCACCAAAAUUAGCUGGCAUGUACAGCGAAUUGAUACACCUAUUAAAAGCGGGGAACCUGGCGGGACUUAAUCAAUGGCUCUCUAUGAAUGAAAAAUACCUCCUUAGUAAGAAGCUUCUGCUGCUGCUAUUAGAGAAACUCCCAGUGCUUGCGUAUCGCAGCCUCCUGAGAAAAGUGUUCCAGUACAUUGUCUUACCGAUGAACACCAAUCGCAUAUCCUACGCCGUUAUAGAAAAAGCUCUAUCAAUAUCAAUAGCAGAUACUCCUCACAACAACAAUCUUCGACCCAUCUAUCGAAUGAUACAUACUAGCAAUAAUGCUGAGAACGUACUGGUCACUUUGAUCAACCACAGUCUGUUGCGCGGUAACUGCUUCCCACUCAACAAAAUAUGUGUCACGCUGAAAACUGGCAAGCUAAUUCAAAUCUUCCCACCCAUAAACGAAAGGAUCUCAGGGAAGUUCCCUCUCACUCAGGAUGACGCUUGGUUGGAUUCCUAA
Molecule: messenger RNA, 1383 nt
Organism: Eremothecium cymbalariae DBVPG#7215
Lineage: Eukaryota; Fungi; Ascomycota; Saccharomycetes; Saccharomycetales; Saccharomycetaceae
Gene: THP1
Product: Thp1p
Exons: 1
Coding region: 1-1383 (460 amino acids)
Biological process (GO): transcription elongation by RNA polymerase II; post-transcriptional tethering of RNA polymerase II gene DNA at nuclear periphery; poly(A)+ mRNA export from nucleus
Cellular component (GO): transcription export complex 2
Molecular function (GO): RNA binding; double-stranded DNA binding
Source: RefSeq, a predicted model, not a curated record